AUGGUUUGGUUUCUGAUUCUCAUCUGGUUUGUCCAAGUGGGCAGUGUUCCCAUCGCCAAUUUCACAAAUGCUACUACUUCAAAUUCUGCUUUCCCUGCCACAGUGUACAAUUCUACAAACCCCAUCAACAAUUCUACAAAUGUGACUUUCACUGACACAGAGGACUUACAGUUCGACAUUGCUAUUGUGGAGGGAGACAUUAUGAUUUCGGAAGACCGAUUAGCUGUGAAGUCACUUUGGCCAGAGAAAGAAGGCGUCACUUCUAUCCCCUACAAGAUCAACGAUGAUCUCGUGGACAGAAAGAGAACCAUACUAGCAGCGUUCAAGCUCAUUUCAGACCAGACGUGUAUCCGCUUCCACGAAUACACCAAUGAGAUUAACUACAUCGAGUUCAUCUCUGGGACAGGCUGUGCUUCGUAUGUAGGACUUCAGGGUGGGGCCCAGCCUCUGUACUUCGGUAGAGCCUGCAAUGUGGGGAACCUGUGUCAUGAGCUGAUGCAUGCCCUGGGCCUGCACCACGAACACACACGGCCUGACCGUGACCAAUACGUCACCAUACAGUGGGACAAUGUGGUCCCAGGAAAAGCAAAGAACUUUGUGGUGAAGAAAGGAGACACUCAGGACCUGCCCUAUGACUACGACUCCAUAAUGCACUACGGAACAUACUACUUCUCAUCAAACCGGAACCCCACUAUUGGCUCCAAGAAGAGUGGAGUCCAGAUUGGACAGAGAAAUCACCUGAGCCCCCUGGACAUAACACGCCUUAACAAACUCUAUCAAUGUGAAUAA
Salvelinus namaycush (lake trout) is the source of this 789-nucleotide messenger RNA. Its product is annotated as high choriolytic enzyme 1-like. Gene Ontology annotation, biological process: proteolysis. The transcript has 10 exons. The record is from RefSeq and is a predicted model, not a curated record. Gene Ontology annotation, molecular function: zinc ion binding; metalloendopeptidase activity. NCBI's taxonomy places the organism in Eukaryota, Metazoa, Chordata, Actinopteri, Salmoniformes, Salmonidae. The coding region runs from base 1 to 789 and encodes 262 amino acids.